AUGUGUAGAAUAUUGCCUACCCUCCUCUGCCUGGCUAUAGGGUUGGCGACGGCGACUCAAGGGCUCGUCUCUCGUCAUGACAACUCCUUCCAGCCCGACUAUAUUCUCCGAGUGACAGCCCAAAGCUAUAGUCAAGCAUGCAUGGAGCGAUACUCAGUGCUGGUUAACGGGUCCUCUCCCGGCCCCGAAUUGCGUCUCCAGGAAGGGAGAGUGAGCUGGAUCCGAGUUUACAACGACAUGGAGGGUUUGAAUACCACAAUGCAUUGGCAUGGUCUUUCUGCUUUUACCGCACCCUUCUCCGAUGGUACCCCCAUGGCCAGCCAAUGGCCUAUCGCCCCUGGCCACUUCUUCGACUACGAAGUCCGUCCUGAGGUCGGUUAUGCUGGCACGUACUUCUACCAUUCACACGUCGGCUUCCAGGCAGUCACUGCUGGGGGCGCACUUAUUGUGGAAUCGGCCCAACCCUCGCCAUACGAGUACGACGAAGAGCGCAUCAUUGCUCUGACGGAUUUUUUCGCGAAGACGGAUGAGGAGAUCGAGGACGGCCUCAGCUCAGCCAAUUUCACAUGGAGUGGAGAGACUGGCGCCGUUUUGGUGAACGGCCACGGCCGACUGGCCACCAAUGCUUCUGGGUCGUGCAAACUGGCUGCUAUUAGCGUCGAUCCCGGGAAGACUUAUCGUCUGCGAUUCAUUGGGGCAACAGCCCUGUCUUUUGUCUCUUUGGCUAUCGAAAGCCACGACCUAUUCGAGAUUAUUGAAGCAGAUGGCCAUUACACCAAGCCAGUGAAGACGAGCUACUUGCAGAUUUCCAGCGGCCAACGGUAUAGUGUGCUUUUGAAGGCCAAGACCGAGGCCGAGUUGCAAGAAGCGAGAUCCCGGCAAUUCUACUUCCAGCUCACCACACUGGGCCGACCAACUGUCCUGACAACUUUUGCCGUUUUGGAAUACCCUUCUCCCAUCGCGACUGAUUUGACGACCGUUCCCGUCACUCCUCCCCUCCCGGUGGCGGACAUCAUUCAUGGCUGGAUGGACUACGCCUUAGAGCCGUACUACCCGGAUCCUGACUUCCCAACUGCCGAGGAAGUAACCCGGCGUAUUAUCAUCAACGUUCACCAGAACGUCAGUUCGCAUGUCAUCUGGCUCCAGAGCGGGUACGACUGGAUGGAGACAUUCCCCAUGUCACCAUACCUGGUCGACGUAUAUAAUGGUAAACUGGACCUCGACGACUCGUACGAGCGGGCAAUUGCCAGUGGCUACGGGUUUGACAAUCAAACCCGCCUCUUCCCCGCGAAGAUGGAAGAAGUCCUCGAGAUCGUCUGGCAGAACCAAGGUGCUGUUAAUACCGGUAGCGUUGAGACCCACCCUUUCCAUGGACACGGGAGACAUUUCUAUGACGUUGGUGGCGGCGAUGGGUUAUACAACCCGGAGGAGAACGAGAAGCGCUUGAACGGAAAUCAUCCGGUGACUCGGGACACGAGCGUGCUAUAUGCAUACAGAAGAGAAACGGAGGCUCUUACGCCGUCAGGAUGGAGAGCUUGGCGGAUUCGGGUUACGGAUGCCGGCGUGUGGAUGAUGCAUUGUCAUAUUCUUCAGCAUAUGGUGAUGGGGAUGCAGACGGUUUUUGCUUUCGGUGACGAGGCGGAUAUCAGGGCACAAUCAGGUCCUGUUGAUCAGGGCUAUCUGACAUAUGGUGGUUCGGUGUAUGGGAAUGCCACUCAUUACCCACUUGUACAGCACUACUAUGAUAUGUGA
Messenger RNA from Penicillium mononematosum, 1752 nucleotides. RefSeq lists its product as uncharacterized. Gene Ontology annotation, molecular function: oxidoreductase activity; copper ion binding. The record is from RefSeq and is a predicted model, not a curated record. The transcript is spliced from 2 exons. Lineage: Eukaryota; Fungi; Ascomycota; Eurotiomycetes; Eurotiales; Aspergillaceae. Bases 1 to 1752 code for a protein of 583 amino acids.